CUCAUUUGGAUCAUUGUACCUAUCAUUUUGACAGCUGGUUUUUAUAUUUGCUGGGGAUGCCUUGUAUGGGUGCCUUCUAUAUAUACUUCUCCUGGCAUGUACCUGGUCAAUCAUCCCGUACACCUUGGAACUCAGUUGGCACUCUACAUCCUAGUAGCAGGCAUUCUUUGCAUAUACAUCAACUACGACUGUGAUAGACAAAGGCAAGAGUUUCGCAGAACAAAUGGCAAAGCUUUGGUUUGGGGUAAAGCUCCAUCAAAGAUAACUGCCACUUACACUACCACAACUGGGGAAACAAAAAGCAGCAUUCUUUUAACUUCGGGAUGGUACGUUUUCAGGCUCUGCCAUGUAAAUCUGAACUAACUGGAUUUUUUUUUCUUCUUGGUUAUGAAUGCGGGGGGUUCAUAACCAAGAAGAAAUAUUAGCUGAUCCAAGUAAGUAAUUUUAGCUGAUCCAUGUAAAUAUAACUGCCACUUGUGCAAUAUUAGCUUUCAUUCAUAACCACUAUGUCCCAGAAAUAUUAGCUGCAUUUUUCUGGACUGUUCCAGCUCUUUUUAACCACGUAACUUACCUUACGAGUGCUACUAGUUUAUUUGCUUGUAUGGGAGAGACAAACUCUGAUCAUGUUAGUGGUUUCUGGUCCAACAGGUGUAGACAAUUUACAAACCGAUGCCAGUGUAGAGAAAAAUAAAUAAGUAGACGAAAUGAAUAAUGGUUUGCGCGUUUUCAUACAG
Molecule: messenger RNA, 734 nt
Organism: Humulus lupulus (European hop)
Lineage: Eukaryota; Viridiplantae; Streptophyta; Magnoliopsida; Rosales; Cannabaceae
Product: 7-dehydrocholesterol reductase-like
Exons: 3
Coding region: 97-363 (88 amino acids)
Biological process (GO): sterol biosynthetic process; brassinosteroid biosynthetic process
Cellular component (GO): endoplasmic reticulum membrane
Molecular function (GO): oxidoreductase activity, acting on the CH-CH group of donors, NAD or NADP as acceptor
Source: RefSeq, a predicted model, not a curated record